This is a messenger RNA of Meloidogyne enterolobii, 1683 nucleotides long. The record is from the annotation of a GenBank genome assembly. NCBI's taxonomy places the organism in Eukaryota, Metazoa, Nematoda, Chromadorea, Rhabditida, Meloidogynidae.
AUGGACCAGACUCGAGGACACUCAGCGCAAUUGCGUUUUUUUUCUUCAGCACAGCGGCCUUAUUCUUCAAAUAUUUACUCAACUCCCCCUCCAAAUUAUCCUUAUCAGCAUCAACGAUUACAACAACAACAACAUGUUGGUAUUAGCUUGAAACGUCCUCGGCAUUAUGACGAUGAUGUUGGAGAGGGUGGUGCUUCAGAAGAUUAUGUUAAUGUUGAUCAUACACCUGUUGCGCAAACGUUAACGCCACAUUUCUAUCUACGGCAACGUUCAACAGACAAAACUAGAGGCUUGCGUCAUUUUGCACACAAAGUUUGUGAAAAAGUUAAAAACAAAGGUCAAACUAACUACAAUGAAGUAGCUGAUGAAUUAGUUACAGAAUAUUUUGAUAAUUCUGUAAUGCCACAAGACCCGGAAAAAUAUCAAUAUGAUGUUCGCAAUAUUCGCCGUCGUGUUUAUGAUGCAUUAAAUGUUUUAAUGGCAAUGAAUAUAAUUGAAAAAGAGAAAAAAGAAAUUCGUUGGGUUGGAUUACCAACAUCUUCCUUAGCCGAAUGUCGACGUCUCGAAGAAGAAUUGGCACAACGCAAAGAGCGAAUUCGACAGAAAACUGAGCAAUUACAGGAAUUAAUUGUUCAAUUGGUUGCUUAUAAAUCUUUGGUACAACGAAAUCGAGAAAGGGAACGUAUUAAUGGACGUCCACCAAAUUCAGCAAUUCUUUAUUUACCUUAUAUUAUUGUUAGUACUGAACGUAAAACAAUGUAUUGGUUUAAUUUUGAUCGACCUUUUGAAAUUCAUGACGAUAUUGAAGUGUUAAAACGUCUUGGUUUGGCGUAUGGAAUAGAGCGAGAUGAAGUUCCUGCAGAACAUGUUCCACAUAUUAAAGCUUGUUUACCGCCUGCAUUACGUGAUUAUGUUGAUCAAAUCGUUGAAGGAACAUUAACAAGUACUGAUAUGAGCCAGCCAACUGAAACUGUCUCCAAGGACACAUUUAAUGAUUCUUCGAAUUCAAUUUCCAAAUUUCAAUCACCGCCGACUGCCACAGCUGAUCCAAUAAUUGUUCGUGCCACUCGUGCAAAUCUAAGUGGAGUUGCACCAACAGGUGAUGGUGGUCCGUUGGGCAGUUUCUUGUCGCCAAUGUCAAAACAAGUCCAACCCCAAUCAGCCUCUAAUUUGGUUCAGAUUCAACAACAGCAGCCAAUUGCUAGAUGUACAGUUAUUCCUAGACCGGUUAAUACGCGUUAUUCUCCUCGUUAUUGGCAACAUCCAGUAAUUGCGUCGAGACAACCAGUAAUUUCAACACAACUUCCAAUUCGUCACCAUCAGCAGAUACGUCGUCCUCAACAGCGUCUUGGCGGUGUCUUACAUUAUGAAGUACCGAUAAACCCGCCACGUGUUCAACAAAUAUAUCAACAACCAUAUACUCGUUUUGCAUAUCCUCGGAUCGGUUAUGGUUCUCGACAAAUUGCCCAAAGACAGUAUUCUCAAAUGCAAACUGCUAAUGGGAGAAUGAUGAAUAAUUAUCAGCUUUUUGAUCGAAACGAAACUGGUUAUGGAAGAGGUUUCCAACAUCAGCAACAAUAUUAUGAUGAUGAGGUAAUAGAAAGUUCUGGACAACAAUUACAACAACAAUCAAUAAUCUCUGGUGCUGUGGAAGAAGAGGUAGUUGUAGUUACUGAUAAUUAA